CCCAAAAAAUCUUUCUUUUUCAAGUCAGAGAAUUCACAAUUCUUCAAUUCUUAAAAGAAAAAGAAUAGAGUAAAUUUAGUUUUCAUACAAUAUCUUAAUUGAAUUCUAUAUUAUGAUCAAUAAAUUAAAUCUAUAUCUAAGCAUAUCAAAAUACGAAAACCAAAGAAGCCAUAAAUAAAACUUAAGAUCACGAAUCCUAACAAAGCAAUCAUAGUAAGUAUAGCUGGCUAUGUUUGAGAAUGGGCACCCACAGAACGUAGGGGAAAAAGGCAUUGCCGCAGAACAAUACUAAAGAAAUUGAUGAGACGUUGAUGUGUUUACCUAUUUUCUAAGAGCGCUUUUCUGGAGAUGUUUAGAUUGAAGUAUACGCAGGUCCCUGAUGUGUCAAGAAUGUUGUGAGUUAGUUCAUUGUGUGCUAAAAAAGACUGAAAUGAAGGUAGCUACCUGGUCGGUCUGUGGAAUCUUAUUUUGGACUACUUUAUUCGGGAAUGGGAAAUUAUGUUCGGAUUACUGCGGCUCACGUUAAAUGUAAACAUGUUGUAUAUGUUGAUAUGAAUUGAACUAUCUAUCUGGUUUGCAAUUGGGAUUCAUGGGUUUAGGUUCAGGUAAUUACGCAUAGUUGUUUAAGAAAUUGUUUAAAACAACUGUGACAUUAGAACUAAUGUAAUGGUUCUGUUAGAAGAGGGAAUCAUUAAACCAUCCAAAAAAAUGGAUUUUCCUCUAAUUUCGUAUGUGGUGGGGUUUGAAAUUUUAUUUUGUUUUAAUUAUUGUUGAUAUGAUUUCUGAAAUAGCAUUAAAGGUUCCUUUUUUUUUUCAAAAAAUGGUAAUCCACCAAUUUGCUUGCCUCACAAAUUAUAAACAUAGGUACAUAAGGCUAGUAAUAUUUUUAAAAAAUUGGUUGUUGAUUCUUAAUGACCCCUGUUUUGAUUUUUAAUAUUCUUUGGUUACUAACAAUUUCCCACUCUCCAUAAUGUUAAGUGAUUUUUAACAAUUCCUUAAGUAUCAAUCGUCCGUGUAUUGAUCAUUAACGGUGUUGCUUAUCCAUAGUUUGGUUAUUGAUUAUUUACGAUUUAGUGUGUUGUUUAUCAAAGAUUGAUUAAGUGAUUAUUAACCACUUGGAAGCACGUAUCAUUAACAUUGGAUAAUGAAAAUGUUAACAGUGGAUAGCUUCAGCGUUAAAGCUGAACGGAUGCAUGGUUAACAGUGGCUAUGAACCCUAGGUGUAUGUUCUACUACUAAUAGCAUAUUGUCUGAAAAUCAACACUCGCUACUACUUGAAGCACAGAAAACCCGAGGAAGUAAAUGACACCUUGGAUUAGUCUCAACUAGUUGACGCUAAUGAGGAGGACGAAGAAGUGUAGAGAACAUUGCAUAAGAUUGCGUUUUACAAAUGAAACUCAGCACAUUCCAUUAAUUUAGUAACGUCAAUUCCCUUUUUCAUUCCAUUUUCCUUUUUUUAGUUAACGUUGACAACCAUCAAUAUUGAGUUUGCCUUUGUUGAUUUGAAUAUUUUCAUCUGUCUAUAUAUAUAAACCUAAUAGUUGCAAUGUAGUUAAGCAACUUCUUAAAUAUCAGGUGUAAACACUUGAUCUAACUCGAGGUCGUGCUAGUCUCAAUGUUACACUUUUAUUUUCUGAUCUCAACCUAUUUUAUUUAUCUUUUCUUUAGAACUUAGGGGUCGUUUGGAAGUUGCGAUAGUUUUGUUGAGAUUGUCAUUAUGCAUGUAUUGUUUACAAUGCAUCGUUUUUUUGUUUUUUAGUAGAAACAAUACAUGGAUUGUUUCUAUGAUGUGACAGAAACUAUCACUCAUUUUGAGUGAUUGUUAUAUCUCAACUUUUAGUUGUGAUUGUUGAGAUAGUUGAGUUGGGAUUGUUUUGUCUCGGCUUUUAGUUGAUGCGACAUACACAAUUAGGGGUGGAAAUUGGGGUGGGUGUGGUUACCCGCCCCACAUUUUACGGGUACCCACACCCACAAAUUUACAAUUAUGCUAUCCACAACCCGCACCGCAGUGGUUAGUGGGUAGCCACUACCCAGUGUGGGUUUGUACGGGUUGGGUGUGGUUACCCGCAAAAAUCCAUAUUUGCAAGCAUAGAGUUCUAGUCGCCACCAACGUAUUUGUUGUUCGUAACUAGAUUAUAGUGAUAUGCACUUGUGUUGUUCGUGGAGAUACAAUUUUGUACAUCGAUCUUACUCAACGUGGAGAUUUUUUCUUUUUGAGUUUGGUAUUUAAAUUUUGUGCCAGAGAGCUGUGAUUUUAUAUUUCCCCGACUAGGGGUGAAAUAUGACAAUUAAAUAUGAUCUUGUAUUUUUUUUUCACACAAAAAUAAAAACAACUGAUAAAAGUUAUAAAAGGUGUUCACUUUUAAUGAAUUGAUUAUUCUCCACUCUAUCGAUUAUAGUGUUUUAUAAACUAAAAAAUUCUUACAUAAAACUGAUUAGGUGUGUCUUUUUUAUUUGGUAGCUACUUUAAUUUUUAUCCUCGCACUUUUCACAUACUAUUAUAUUAUAAAAGUUAAUUCACUAAAUAAAUAUAAUUAGUGUGGUUAUUGUGGAUUUUGUGGGUUAUCCGUGGUGGGUAGUGGAUAACCACUAACCACAAAAUUCGUUAUUUUACUACCCACUACCCACAACUUAUGGGUAUGGUUACCCACAAUAGGUGCGGGUUGGUGCGGUUUGCGGAUUAUCCACAACCCGCAACCCAAACUUCCACCCUAUACACAAUCACACAUACGAAACGUUGUAUUCUACAAUGCAUCAAAUUCGACAAUACAUGUAUAAUAUUAUACAUGCAUUCUCCACAAUACAUCUAUUUAACAAUUGCAACUUCCAAACUACUCCUACAGAAAGUAGAGGUGUCUAUAUAAACCUUAUAAUCUCUCAACAAUUUAUAUAUUCCUCAAAACAACCAUCUUCAUCUCUUAUGCUAAUCAGCUAACUAACACACUUUGCAUUAGUAAAUUACCAAAUUCUAUAAAUACAUUUACUUUCUUGUUUUUAUCGAUUUGAUCAUACUUCAUAAUCCUCUAAUUACAAACAGAAUGAUUGAGCAGGGUUGAAUAGUGAACUACCCACCCUAUAGCUAAAUUGGUGAAAAUUAUGAUAGAGCUGGGAUCUUCCUAGCCUUUACCCUUUUCCCGUUUGCGGCAAACAUAUUGUAGGGGAAAGGGAAAGGAAGCGUAGGAGAAGGGGAAACCCGUGGCCACUCACAGAAAUUUGUUUCUUUGUGCUCUGUUUUUAUUUGGCUAUCUAAUAAUAAGAGAAAAUCAAAGGGGCAAAGAAGACAAAGAAUCCUCUCACGGCACGCAUUUUAUUUUCGGAUCAUCAGCUUCGGGCCAUCCAGUGGGCCCGCCGGCAGGAACCCACCCCACCCCCAUGCCUAAUUAAAUUCCUGCCUGCCUUUCCAUUUUACAACGCUAAUUAACCAGCGGAUGGCUCUGACUAAUCCACAGUUCCCACACACACUUGACUUGACUCCAUCCAUUAUUAACUAAAUUAAGACAAGAAGAAGCACUUAGCAAUUAGACCCAUGCUUUAUUUUACCUUUUUGGCCUUGGAUCGCAGGCCACCUCACCCACUGAACUUUUGACUGCUUGCUAUUUCCUGAGUUUGUUGACUUCUUGUUCUGUUCUGUUCUGUUCUCCUCCAAACGUUUGCACUGGUGAACAUCUUUUACUGACCAUCUUACCCUCUUCUUUCGUCCAUUAUUUCAUACUCUUCCCCUAUCGUUUGGUUGAGUACAAGAGUGCAAGAACAAAGAACAUUAUGAGCAUGGUUGUCAUGCCGGUGGCAUGCCAUCCGGUUGAACCUCGUUCAAGCUGUGCCAGUCAUGAAACCGGCAUGAUACCACCGGUAUGAUCGACUUACGCAUUUUUAAGUAAAAUGACAUAAUUCUAAUGAAUUUAAUGAAUAAAAAAAUUAGUUUAUUAUUCAUUUUAUGAAUGUAAUAGUUAAAAGUUGAUGAUAUUUGUUGGAUUGUAACUAAAUUGUCCACAAAUAUGUUUUAUAUAUGAUUAAAUACAUUGGAUAUUAAUUGUUUUCACAUUUUUUUAAACCGGCAUGAACCAGCACAAACUGGUUAUACCCCCGGUCGUACCGUUCCACUUGCCAAACCGGCACAACGGUAUAAACCAGUUUGACAAUCUUGAUUAUGAGAGAUUUACACAAAUUACUUGUUUUGCUUUUUGUUGACAAAAAAUUUCAGGUGUCGUUUGGUAAGCAUGUAAUCUAUCCACGGAUUUCAAGAUUACAUGAUAUUUGUGAUUUCACUGUUUUUCUUGUUUCAUUUUUGGACAGAUAUCAUGAUAUUGGUGCAUCAUGUAAUUCUAGAAUUCAUGUGACCAUGAUAUCUCAAAUGCUUUGGAUUUACCCAAAGUAUUUGAGAUUUCAUGCCAAAUUAUGUGGGUUCUACCAUGAACUCAUGCAAGCCAAACAAUGCAUUCUAAUAUUACCCAAAUUCUCACGACUCAACCUACAAUAUACAUGAAUUUUUCAAAUACAUGAAUUUUACAAACAAAUGACUCAUACAAAAUGAACCCGUAUGCUAUCAUUCCCAAAUACACCCAAUCACUUUAUUCAUUCACACCCUCACAGACACAGCUCGUCAAUUUUAUAAAAUCUUUGAGCCAAAAUCACGAUCGAUCCAACUAACCCUGAAAUUAUUAGAAAUCAUUAGUAGAUCAACAAAAACCUUAGCUUCUACAAAUUUUGGGACUUCCCAAAGGCCAGAAAGAACAAGUCCCUUCCCUUCCCCUCCACAAAUCUCAUCUUCUUCUCCAAAUUUCCCCAAACCCCCAAAAAAGCCAGCACAGCUCCCACUUAAAACUACACAUAUACUACAAUAAACUCACUGAUUCUCACACUCCCCCAAGCAAAGCUCCCUCACUUCCACCAUCUCUCUCUCUCCACACAAUGUCACCACCACCACUCCUUCUCGUCCUCCUCCUCCUCUGCUCCGCCUCCGCCACCGCCUCCGCAGCCGGCAAAUCCACCACCACCCCCGCCGCCGCCGCUCCAGCUAUCACCCCAACCUCUUCCCCGGCCACCGUCCCUCCUCCCAAGACCAUCCCAUCUCCUUCCACUUCAACUCACUCCACACUCGACCCAAAGCAGCUCCGAGCCCUGCAGUCACUCAGCAUUCCCACGGCCAAAGACCCCUGCGCCCAGCCUUCCCCUCACAACGCCACACUCUGCGACGCCGAAUCCCCAUUCCGCCACGUCGUCUCCCUCCACCUCUCCAACUGCUCCGACGACGUUUCCCUCUCCUUCACCGCCCUCAAGUCCCUCUCCACCCUCCACACUCUCUCCUUCACCGACUGCCCCAUUACCCCUAUCCGCUUCCCUUCAGAUCUCGCCCUCGCCCUCCGCUCUUUCUCUUGUGCGCAUUCUCUCAAACGCCUCACGGGCGUCUGGCUCUCCCACUUCGCCAACCUCACCGACCUUACCGUAACCGAUGUCCCCGUCACCGCCAGCGGGCUCUACGUCGUCAUCGGGAAUAUGCGCGAGCUCCGGUCGCUCACCAUCGCGAAUGCGAAUCUCACGGGCUCGAUUCCGAAGCAUUUGGUGGAGAAUCUCACCCAUGUGGAUCUUUCGGGUAACAGGCUUAAGGGUAGGAUACCCAGUUCAAUUGCAAUCCUCGAGAAUCUAGAAAGCCUCAAUCUCUCCUCCAAUUCGCUCGCCGGGGAGCUGCCGGCGAACUUCGGGGACUUGAUUUCGCUGAAGAAUGUGUCGCUGGCGUCCAAUUCGUUGUCCGGGUCGAUCCCGGAUUCCAUUUCGGCUAUUCCAGGGUUGGAGCAUCUCGAUCUGAGUUCGAACCAGUUCAAUGGCACAAUCCCCAAGUUCUUGACCGACAUGAAGCAUCUCAAGCACUUGAAUCUCGCCAACAAUGGCUUCCACGGCAUUUUGCCGUUCAAUGCCUCGUUUCUCAAGAGAUUGGAGGUUUUCAAAAUCAGGGGUAACGACAAUUUGUGCUACAACCACACGAGCUUGUCGUCCAAGUUGAAGCUAGGGAUUGCUCAGUGCGACAAGCACGGAUUGCCCAUGUCCCCGCCGCCGUCGAAGGAUCUGACUUCAGGGGGUGACGACGACUCGUCGGAUUACGACGAUGGAGACGACGACGGAUCGAGUAGCAAGAAAGAGGGUCAUCAUGGGCCGAAUAAGGUUGUUCUAGGGCUUGCGAUUGCCCUCUCUUCCAUUGUGUUCCUCAUUGUUUUCCUUAUUCUUCUGUCCAAGAGAUGCACCUGAGAAACCCAAACAAAAAAAAAAAAACGUAUUACCACUGUAUUUUUUCCCCUUUUGUGUUUGUCUGUUUAGAACUGUUAGAUCAGGGGGAAGAUUUGUUAAUUGGAUACUAUGUUUUGUCUGUGCUAAUUUUCACUAUUUGUUGAUUAAUUAAUGUAUACGUUGAGAAAGAACAAAAUCGACAUGAAAUGGAAGGGUCUUGAACAGAGACUGGUCAUGGAUUGUUCCGUAGAACAGUGGAAUGUUUCUCUGUUCCCAGUUACUGUCUUACUGGAGUGUUGAGUUAUUGGGAAAAUUAGCUGUAAAUUCUCUCAUAUAAUGAGAAGGAUUGGAUCUAUAGAGUUGACUGUUGUUGAUUUCUCCAGCACCAGACCUUGACCCUUGUUCUUAUUUUUAGUCAAAGGAACAUUAAGACCAUUUGCUCUCUUCUGUCCAAAUCUGGCAAUUAUGUUUAUGUGACCGAUCAGCAUAUAUUGACAUUGUUGGAUUAGCCUCCAACAAUUUUUCAAUCGUUCGAUCGAGCUUGGUGACUCUUUUGUUAACAAUGCUACUGCACUAAUUCGAUAGCUGAGAGAGCACAUGCGAGAUGAUCGUCCAGCACGUCAGCUUGAUAAGUCAUAUUAAGAUUGACUAUCAUGGAAGGCAGAUAGAUACUGAUAUUUCGACUACUACUGAUCACUUCUCAGCAAGUUUUCUGCAAUUACGGUUGUACUUUCUCCAUGAAACUGCACAUGUAUUUUCCAAGAUCUUUGGGGGAGAUUGCUUCUCUGUGAGCGGAGCUGGAAGCUAGGGCAAUUUCUUGUUAGUGUUCACAAUGUGGGCUCAACCAACCUUUAAGAUGUAGCUGUGGGUGAAAUCAAAUAAGUAGCAGUUAAGGUAUGAUAUGAUAUACAGCUAGCCAGGCUCCCACUCCUUAUAAUUGGAGUUUUAUGAGUGCAAGCAACAAAACCAAAUCAUAAGUGGCACUUCCAACAACCAUUGUCAUGAUGUUUACGAAUUUUUCUUAUUUUACUACAAUUGAGUUCCAUCAUUAUUACACACCAUGUGAUGAAUUCUUGGGCACCUCCCAACCACCCAGCAAAUCCUCUGCCACUUUGGUACAGAAAGUGAACCUCCAGAUCCUGUGAAAAUGAAUGCUCUGUAUGUGU
Linum trigynum is the source of this 7385-nucleotide messenger RNA. The record is from the annotation of a GenBank genome assembly. Lineage: Eukaryota; Viridiplantae; Streptophyta; Magnoliopsida; Malpighiales; Linaceae.